AUGGAAGUGAAAAAUUACAAUGGAUGGAGAUUCUGUCCAAGAUGCAAGAAUCUACUCAAACCAUAUCAUGAUGGAGUAGUUACUGAAAUCUUGCAAUUCAAAUGUAGAAAUCAGGAUUGUGGAGAUAAUGGAAUAAUUGAAGUCAAAAUUGAUAAGACAUUAAAUAAAGAUGCUCUUUUACUCAAAAAGGAUUAUCAAGCAGCAAAAGCUAUCGAUAUUACUGAUAAUACACUUAUUCUUGAUCCAUCAAUGCCAAGAAAGAGAGUUAUCUGUAACAAGUAAAAUUUAUUAAUAUUAUUUAGAUGCAAUUAUGAUGAAGCCAUCUAUUUCCUUAAAACUGAUAAAAAUGAAAAGGAAAUCAUUAUUCAAUACAUUUGCGCCAAUAAAACUCCUAUCUGUGGAAAUAAGUGGACGUAAUUUUAUUAAUUAUCAUUAAUUUAGUUAAAAGGAAAUGAAUGAGCCAAAAUUAACUUUAUAAUGA
This is a messenger RNA of Paramecium primaurelia, 481 nucleotides long. Lineage: Eukaryota; Ciliophora; Oligohymenophorea; Peniculida; Parameciidae. The record is from the annotation of a GenBank genome assembly.